UCCGAGGGCUCUCGGUACGGUAGGGCGAGUUUACCGUGCGGAGCCUGGGCCGAGAGGAGGGAAUAUGCCGCUGGAGAACCUGGAGGAUGAGGGUCUGCCCAAGAAUCCGAAUCUGGCGAUCGCUCAGGCUAAGUUUCUCCUCACCCUCGACAGGCACCGAAAUGACCCCAAAGUGCAGAGCGAGCUGAUGGAGGCUGUGAAGGAGAACAAUAUGGCUCCAUACUAUGAACAGCUCUGCAAAGAUGUUGGGUGGCCAGUGGAUGCAGACCUCUUGAGCAAAAUGAAAAAAGCAAAUGAGGAAGAAUUAAAACGUCUGGAUGAUAUACUAGAAGAUGCUGAAAAAAACCUGGGAGAAAGUGAAAUCAGAGAUGCUAUGAUGGCUAAGGCUGAGUAUCUGUGUCGAAUUGGUGACAAAGAGGGUGCUUUGACAGCCUUUCGAAAAACAUAUGACAAGACUGUUGCUCUGGGACAUCGCCUAGAUAUUGUGUUUUACCUGCUGAGAAUUGGCUUGUUUUACAUGGAUAAUGAUCUGAUUACACGUAACAUUGAAAAAGCUAAAAGUUUAAUUGAAGAAGGUGGUGACUGGGAUAGAAGGAAUCGUCUGAAAGUUUAUCAAGGGAUGUAUUGUGUAGCAGUUCGAGACUUCAAGCAGGCUGCAGAGCUAUUCUUGGAUACUGUCUCGACAUUCACUUCUUAUGAACUCAUGGAUUAUAAAACCUUUGUAACUUAUACUGUUUACGUCAGCAUGAUUGCAUUGGAGCGGCCAGACCUUCGAGAAAAGGUCAUCAAAGGUGCAGAGAUCCUUGAAGUUCUGCAUAGCCUUCCAGCAGUCCGACAAUAUCUGUUUUCAUUAUAUGAGUGCCGAUAUGGUGUUUUCUUCCAGUCUCUUGCCACAGUAGAACAAGAAUUAAAAAAGGACUGGCUCUUUGCUGCUCAUUAUCGCUACUAUGUACGUGAAAUGAGAAUCUUAGCAUAUAGUCAGCUCUUGGAAUCAUAUCGUUCAUUAACACUUACCUACAUGGCUGAAGCCUUUGGUGUUGGUGUCGAGUUCAUUGAUCAGGAACUCUCUCGUUUCAUUGCUGCUGGUAGACUACAUUGUAAAAUAGAUAAGGUGAAUGAAAUAGUAGAAACCAACAGGCCUGACAGUAAGAACUGGCAGUACCAGGAAACCAUAAAGAAGGGAGAUCUGCUAUUGAACAGAGUCCAAAAACUGUCACGAGUAAUAAAUAUGUAAUCUGUUUAAUGGAUGAUAACUGUCUACAAUGGCCAUUUAGCUUUUGAAUUGUUCUAGUUAUUUCUCUUAGUAUUUACAAAUCAUGGGUUCAGUUUGUGCCAUUGUUUAACCUUUUAUGUAUGACAGACUUCAAAGUUUACUUGGCUGUGUAAACAAUUUGAGCAACUGUAUAUAAAAUAAACACCCAACACCUGUUUUCAAA
Mobula hypostoma (lesser devil ray) is the source of this 1436-nucleotide messenger RNA. It is a transcript of the gene psmd6, whose product is annotated as proteasome 26S subunit, non-ATPase 6. Gene Ontology annotation, cellular component: proteasome regulatory particle. Gene Ontology annotation, biological process: proteasome-mediated ubiquitin-dependent protein catabolic process. The record is from RefSeq and is a predicted model, not a curated record. Gene Ontology annotation, molecular function: protein binding. Lineage: Eukaryota; Metazoa; Chordata; Chondrichthyes; Myliobatiformes; Myliobatidae. The transcript has 8 exons. The coding region runs from base 65 to 1234 and encodes 389 amino acids.